CACAUCACUCUCUCUUUCCUUGCAAACUUUCUGCUCUCAAAGAGUAAAGAGUUGGAAAGAGAGAAGAUGGCAAUUAGGGAAAUCAAAGACGAAGAGAGGGGUGAGAUAGUACAUAAGGUAGAGGAGGGUCUAGGGAAACCAUUUUUGACUCAUCAAGAUGAUGAAAAAGAGAGUGAAAUUAAUGAAUCUUAUUUGAUGGUUCUCUUCAGCACUUUUGUUGCUGUCUGUGGCUCCUUUGAGUUUGGCUCUUGUGUUGGAUACUCAUCCCCUACUCAGUCAUCUAUAAGACAAGAUCUCAAUCUCUCCCUUGCAGAGUUCUCAAUGUUUGGAUCCAUCUUAACAAUUGGUGCAAUGCUUGGUGCUGUUAUGAGUGGGAAAAUUUCAGAUUUUUCCGGCCGAAAAGGGGCUAUGAGAACAUCAGCUUGCUUCUGCAUUACAGGUUGGCUCGCUGUCUUCUUCUCCAAGGGUGCAUUGUUACUUGAUGUAGGAAGGUUCUUUACAGGAUUUGGAAUUGGAGUUUUUUCUUAUGUGGUCCCUGUGUACAUCGCUGAGAUAUCUCCCAAGAAUCUCCGAGGUGGACUCACAACACUGAACCAACUCAUGAUUGUGAUCGGCUCAUCGGUUUCUUUCUUGAUCGGAUCUCUCAUUUCUUGGAAAACUCUUGCCCUAACCGGACUUGCUCCCUGCAUUGUUUUGCUCCUUGGCUUGUGCUUCAUACCCGAAUCUCCUCGAUGGCUGGCAAAGGCAGGCCGUGAGAAAGAGUUUCGCGUAGCCCUGCAAAAACUGCGAGGAAAAGAUGCAGAUAUCACAAAUGAAGCACAAGGUAUUCAAGUCUCGAUUCAAGCUCUAGAGAUUCUCCCACAAGCAAGAAUUCAAGAUCUUGUGUCCAAGAAAUAUGCUCGAUCUGUCAUUAUUGGUGUUUCUCUGAUGGUAUUCCAACAGUUUGUUGGAAUCAAUGGGAUCGGAUUCUACGCAAGCGAAACGUUUGUAAAAGCCGGAUUUUCGUCUGGGAAACUCGGAACAAUCGCUAUCGCUUGUAUUCAGGUUCCCAUAACUGUUCUUGGAACAAUCUUGAUAGAUAAAUCUGGACGAAGACCAUUAAUUAUGAUUUCAGCUGGUGGUAUCUUCUUGGGAUGUAUACUCACAGGGACAUCUUUCUUACUCAAGGGACAAAGCUUGUUGCUUGAAUGGGUUCCUUCGUUAGCCGUCGGAGGUGUACUUAUUUAUGUAGCUGCUUUCUCUAUCGGAAUGGGACCUGUUCCUUGGGUGAUAAUGUCUGAGAUAUUUCCCAUAAACAUUAAGGGGAUCGCAGGAAGCUUAGUGGUACUAGUGAAUUGGUCCGGUGCUUGGGCUGUUUCUUACACUUUCAACUUCCUCAUGAGCUGGAGCUCUCCAGGUACAUUCUAUAUUUACUCUGCUUUUGCAGCCGCAACGAUAAUCUUUGUGGCGAAGAUGGUGCCAGAGACGAAAGGGAAGACACUGGAAGAGAUCCAAGCUUUGAUCAUGAUCUCUUUAAUGGUGGUUCUCUUCUAUGUUGGUCGUCCUCUUUACUGGAAGAUCUCCGCCACAAUUCACGAUAUCCGCCACAACAAACAAUCCGUUAGAGAAGGUAUAUCGCAGAUCGUACACGAAGCGCAGAGAUCGGUCGGAUGGUAUCACGACGAGUCAGAUUCAGGGUUCCGGGAAGGUCACAACAAGAAAUCAGGAGUCGCUGUAUCUAGGAGGCUUCUCUUCGCCGGAGAUCAGUGAGAAAUUUUCUCCUUUGCUUUCUCAAGUUUUCGAAAAAUAAUUUGUACUAGUGUUAUUGUGUAAUGUUGAUUUGAUCGGAUGGGAGUCUCCAAUUACAAAUCAUAUCUCAAGUUUUUUAGGUCAACAUUUUUGUGUAUCGUCUUGUGAUGAUAUGUUGUUAUAUGUUAAGUUAUGGAUUUUGUUUGGCUUAUACUUUUGCAGAUUUGUGAGCUUUUUGCUAUUGAGUUUUGAGAUUUUAC
Messenger RNA from Arabidopsis arenosa, 1988 nucleotides. Lineage: Eukaryota; Viridiplantae; Streptophyta; Magnoliopsida; Brassicales; Brassicaceae. The record is from the annotation of a GenBank genome assembly.